AAUGCAAUGUCACAAAUAAUACCGUUAGACGUUAACGUUCGGAUUUAUUUAUUUAUCCACGUGUCUCAUUCUCCCGCUCCGUCCAUCUAUCCGUUAACCCUACUCUCUCUCUCUCUCUCUCUGCAACUUCUUCUUCCUCCAUUGAAACAAACCGAAAAAUUCUUUCUUUCAUUUCUAAAUAAACAACAAAACAAGGAGAAAAUAGUAAAUACACAACAUUCAUUCAUUUUCAUUUUUCAUUUUUCUCACACAAUGGGAAAGUUACUAUGUGAUUCAACAACCGCCGCUGAACCAUUUCAAGGUUCACCAUCAGCAGCUCUUCCUUGGAUUGAUUCCAAAUCUCCCACACAAAUCGACUCCAUCGGAACCACCGUAGAUCUCGUCGUUCCGACUAAUCUUUCCAACGGCGCAUUCACCGCCGGCGGAGACGGAUGGGAAGAUGUUAUUGGAUUAGAAGAGCUUCAGAGACGUCAUCUUCAGAGACUUCACGCUAAGGGUGUUCUAUGGAAGCCACCGGAGAUGGAAGAUUCAUCUUCGUCGGAAUCAGAUCUCAGAUCUGUUGUUUUUCGACUUUCUCACGGCGGCGAGGUUUCUUCCGAUGGAAACUGUCUUUUCACUGCGUCAAGAAAGGCGAUGGCUGUUGAGGAUAUUGAUGCACGGCAAUUGAGGCGGAGGACGGUGGCGAGAUUCUUGGUUGAUUAUGGAUCUGUGAGUUUUGAAGAAGGUGAAGCGAUUGAUGAUGCAAUUCGGCAUAUGUAUUCACCGGAUCUGAGAUUUGGUUGGGGGAUUCAUGUUGUUCAGGAGGUGAAGUUGUUGGCGAAGAAAGAGGAUCGGUUUUCUCUUGAUUCUGCCAUUGAUGAACUCGUUCACCUCGGCAUGCAAAGAGAAAUGGCGGCGGAGUCUAUAUACAAAGAAAGAUGUAUUCCUGUGAAUGAUGGUCAAACUUGGGCUAAAUAUAUGUUGAUCUCUGGUUCUCCUGAUGAUGAAUAUGAUAUCAUCACUUUGCAAUAUACUGAGGAGGGUUUGUUAUCUGUAGAUGAGAAUAGAGAGGGUCGUGCUGCGGCUUUCGGGGAUGAUAUUGCAAUUGAGUGUCUUGCUACGGAGUUCAAGCGAGAGAUCUACGUGGUGCAAGCGCAUGGUUCAGAUGCCAUGGUUGAUGAAGAAAAUUGUGUCUUUUUCCUUCCGCAUCGUCCAAGGAGUGAAAUUGCAGAUCUUCCUUUCUUUCUUUUCAUGAAAGGAACAGGUUGGUGCGGUGCUGGAGCUGACCACUAUGAGCCCUUGAUCGCUUAUCCUUCUGCCGUUGUUUCCCAAGAAAAGGUUGCUGUGGUACUGUGAGUUUGAGGCUUCUCAGCCUGCAAUUUUGUGGAGUAGAGAUCGUGUAGAAUUAGAGUUUCUUUGAGCCUAUUUAUGGCCACUCUAGAAAUGUUUGGCCGCCAACAAUCUGGUUCUCCCAAAGACUAGAUUCCGUCCCAAAGAGAAUCUUAUUGUGUUGCAUUUCUUUUGUUACUGACAUUUAGAAUCAAUCAUCUUUGACUCUCUUGACAUUUGACAAGCAGGUUUUGCCUGCAGUUUGCGCGCUGCCUUUUAGAGAGUGUUGUAAUAGAUUUCACCGGCUUCUGUUUUGUUGUUCCUAUUAUUGAGUUGAUUAGAGAGAUUUUUUGUGCUGUUUAGGUAGUGUGUUGUUCAAAUUCAAAUUGAAGAGUUCUUGUACCUCAGUGAAUUUCGUCACAGUAAUGAAGUGGCUCAUUUUCUUGGUCUA
Molecule: messenger RNA, 1759 nt
Organism: Trifolium pratense (red clover)
Lineage: Eukaryota; Viridiplantae; Streptophyta; Magnoliopsida; Fabales; Fabaceae
Exons: 4
Coding region: 7-1335 (442 amino acids)
Source: RefSeq, a predicted model, not a curated record